This is a messenger RNA of Mesorhabditis spiculigera, 1119 nucleotides long. Lineage: Eukaryota; Metazoa; Nematoda; Chromadorea; Rhabditida; Rhabditidae. The record is from the annotation of a GenBank genome assembly.
AUGCCCGAUCCAGCUGAAAAUGCCGACGAGUUGGCAAAAUUUCGCGAGGAAUGGAAACAAGAAUUGAGAGGCGACAAAAAAAGUCAGUCACCCGCCGAACCCAAAGAGGCCGGCAAAAAGGGAAAAUCACCGGAACAGCAGAAAAAUGAGAGAGAACGAGUGGCUAUGGCCGAUCUUCUGAAUUUGGAAUCCACUAGCCAAGCGAAGCCAGAAAAAUCGGUGUAUAUUACGGAAAGACAGCUUCAGAAGAGGUUUAAAGAGAGGAUUAGCGCGGCACAAACAGCGUUUCUGCCCAGAGAUAAAGCUCAACCAUGCUUGUUCGGGCUUCUUUCCGAAGAGAUGCUGCUCAAAAUCGUGAUGGCGGUCGUCGGCACCGGAGUCUCGAUUACGGAUUUGCAUAGUCUCUCUGAGGUGUGCACGAAAUUCUAUCUCCUUGCCCGCGAUAAUCAACUCUGGAAACAAAUUUUUCGCGGUACGACGAGCAAGGAGACGCAGGGCUCGAUCACAAAGUAUGCGGCCCCCAGCUGGUAUAAGCUAGCGCUGAAGACUCCGAGAAUCGCCUAUCAUGGCAUUUAUAUUGGUUGCUGCACAUAUAUUCGAUAUGGAGAACGGUCCUUCCAGGAUACCAGCUACCAGCCUUGCUUCAAGAUCAUCCACUAUCGCUAUUUGAGAAUUUUCCCGGAUGGGACAAUCACACUGAGAAAUACGCCCGAUCCUCCGGAAAGCGUUUUGGCGCGACCGGUUUCUAUUCAGAAGGAGGCUCUCAAAGGAAGAUGGCGGCUUGAGGAAGAUUACUUGGUCGCUGAGUUUGUGAAGCAUAUCGAAUUACCGAAACCACAACAGCCAAAGGGGAAAAAAGGGAGAAGCCCUGCGACCCCAUACGGAAUAUCCAGCCAAGUGCAUAAGAUCCGAUGGCGUCUUGUUGACGCCCCAAUGACACGAUUGGAAUGGAGAAGCUUCGUGAUCGAUGUGAAAAUGGCUGACGGAGAUGUGUACAGCAAUGAUAUGCAGGUGUGUAACCGCCAUGGUGUUCCAUCUCGAUCCUACCCGCCAUUCUACUUCGAACCUAUCGCCACAUCCAUCACCAACAACGACUUGCCCAACGGUCCUCAAGAGAUG